Heterobasidion irregulare TC 32-1 is the source of this 1272-nucleotide messenger RNA. Its product is annotated as carbohydrate esterase family 15 protein. Lineage: Eukaryota; Fungi; Basidiomycota; Agaricomycetes; Russulales; Bondarzewiaceae. Bases 1 to 1203 code for a protein of 400 amino acids. The transcript has 7 exons. The record is from RefSeq and is a predicted model, not a curated record.
AUGAAGAUUCUCGCAGGACUCGUCUUAAUCGCCUCCUCUUACCUCGCCCAUGCAGCUGAACGCCCAUCUGCAUGUGCACCAAUACGAUUUCCCCUUCCACAGCCCUCAGACCUACCUAUCAUACCUCUCCUUCCCGAUCCAUUCACGUUCCGCCUCUCGCCCGACAGGGUCCGCUCCACCGCUGACUGGGCCUGCCGCAAACAAGAGAUCUUCACGCUUGUCCAGCAAUACCUGUACGGCUUCUACCCUGACCAUGCCGCCGAGACGGUGAAGGCGACGCGCUCGGGGAACGCGCUCAACAUAACGGUGUCGGUCGGACGCAAAUCCGCGAGCUUUCCGGCAACGCUGACAUUCCCUACGAACGUCACCGCGAGCGCGCAGAACCCUGUGCCAGUCGUGAUCAACCCGGGCGAGAUACCAACUGCGCCGUUCUUGGCGUCGGGUGUCGCGCUCGCGACGUUUAACGUUGGUGACGUCGCAGUGGACUCCACAGCGAGGACAGGCGCCUUUUGGACGUUGUAUAAUGGCAGCGAUAUCGGUACGUUGACCGCAUGGGCUUGGGGAUAUCAUCGUAUAUUGGACGCGAUUGAGAAACUCGUUCCCGAGAUCGACGCCACGUCUGCUGGUGCCAUUGGUUGUUCGAGGUAUGGGAAGGGGGCGCUUGCUGCAGGCAUCUUUGACGAGAGAAUCAAGUUGACUCUCGCGCUCUCCAGUGGGGAGGAAGGUGUCGGCCCUUGGCGGUUCUACUAUGAAUCCCAGGGCGCAGCGGAGAAGAUCAACAAUAUAUUUGGUGGUUUCCCGUACUGGAGCAACAGUGUCCUAGGUCAAUUUGUCAACCUCACUGCUAACUCUAGUCAUCUACCGUUCGAUGCGCACGAGAUGGUGUCGUUGAUAGCUCCGCGCGCUGUCAUUUGGGAUGAAGGGCAGGAAGAUUGGUGGACUAACCCUGAGGGGUCUAUGGGUGUAACGUUCGAGGCAGCAAAGGUCGUAUACGACUGGCUUGGUGUGGGAGAAAAUAUUGCAAUCGAUGUUCGUCAUCCACCGGACGAUGGGCAUUGCGGAAACACGGGCUACACGCUCAUCCAACCGUUCCUACAGAAAGUGUUCUUCGGAACUCCAUCUACGGUCAACUUCAGCGAUAUCUCGCCCUUCCCGGCUCAUCCGGAAGCGUAUCCCUGGGCUUCACAAUUGCCAGCGCGUUGAGUUGCAUGUAUGAGUAUGAAUGUCAGUCUUGGCUUGAGACAAAAUCGUCAUCGCUGUUUUAUUCAUGUC